GGCGGCCCGUCACGUGACCGCGGCGGCGCCUGGGAACCGCCGGCGGCCGGGUGCAAGAUGGCCGCGCACCUGUCGUACGGCCGAGUGAACCUGAACGUGCUGCGCGAGGCCGUGCGUCGCGAGCUGCGCGAGUUUCUGGACAAGUGCGCGGGGAGCAAGGCAAUUGUGUGGGAUGAAUACUUAACAGGACCAUUUGGACUGAUUGCACAGUAUUCACUACUAAAGGAACAUGAAGUGGAAAAAAUGUUCACACUUAAAGGAAAUCGUCUGCCGGCAGCUGAUGUCAAGAAUAUCAUUUUUUUGGUCAGACCCAGGCUAGAAUUGAUGGAUAUAAUUGCUGAGAAUGUGCUCAGUGAAGACAGACGGGGCCCUACCAGGGAUUUCCAUAUUCUGUUUGUGCCCCGCCGGAGCUUGCUGUGUGAACAGCGGUUGAAGGACCUGGGUGUUUUGGGAUCCUUUAUCUAUCGAGAGGAAUACAGUUUAGAUCUCAUUCCGUUUGACGGGGACCUCUUAUCCAUGGAAUCAGAGGAUGCAUUCAAAGAGUGCUACCUGGAGGGCGACCAGACAAGCCUGUACCACGCGGCCAAGGGGCUGAUGACCCUGCAGGCGCUGUACGGGACCAUCCCCCACAUCUUUGGGAAAGGAGAAUGUGCUCGGCAAGUGGCCAACAUGAUGGUCAGGAUGAAGAGGGAGUUCACGGGCAGCCAAAACUCAGUGUUCCCCGUGUUUGAUAACCUCCUGCUGCUUGAUCGCAACGUGGAUCUGUUAACGCCACUCGCCACCCAGCUCACGUACGAAGGACUCAUCGAUGAGAUUUACGGCAUUCAGAACAGCUAUGUGAAGUUACCACCAGAGAAGUUUGCGCCCAAGAAGCCGGGUGGCGGCGGUGGCGGGAAGGACCUUCCCACGGAGGCCAAGAAGCUCCAGCUGAAUUCUGCAGAGGAGCUUUAUGCCGAGAUCCGAGACAAGAACUUCAACGCAGUGGGCUCUGUGCUCAGCAAGAAGGCGAAGAUCAUCUCAGCAGCCUUUGAGGAGAGGCACAACGCCAAGACGGUGGGGGAGAUUAAGCAGUUCGUCUCCCAGCUGCCCCAUAUGCAGGCCGCCAGGGGAUCUCUCGCCAAUCACACCUCAAUUGCAGAGUUAAUCAAAGAUGUCACCACUUCUGAAGACUUCUUUGAUAAGUUAACCGUGGAGCAGGAGUUCAUGUCCGGGAUAGACACUGAUAAGGUCAACAAUUACAUCGAGGACUGUAUUGCCCAGAAGCACCCGAUCAUCAAGGUGUUGAGACUGGUCUGCCUUCAGUCGGUGUGCAAUAACGGGCUCAAGCAGAAGGUUCUGGACUACUACAAAAGGGAGAUUCUCCAGACCUACGGCUAUGAGCACAUACUGACCUUGAACAACCUGGAGAAGGCUGGCCUGCUAAAGGCUCAGACAGGGGGCAGAAACAACUACCCGACGAUUCGGAAAACGUUACGGCUCUGGAUGGACGACGUCAAUGAACAAAACCCCACAGACAUAUCCUAUGUGUACAGUGGUUAUGCGCCACUCAGCGUGAGACUCGCUCAACUCCUUUCCCGGCCGGGUUGGCGGAGCAUCGAGGAGGUUCUCCGAAUUCUCCCGGGACCCCACUUUGAAGAACGGCAGCCGCUGCCCACUGGGCUACAGAAGAAACGCCAACCAGGGGAAAACCGAGUCACGCUGAUAUUUUUCCUCGGGGGUGUCACCUUUGCGGAAAUCGCCGCCCUGCGCUUCCUCUCCCAGUUGGAAGAUGGAGGCACUGAGUAUGUAAUUGCGACCACUAAACUGAUGAAUGGAAGCAGCUGGAUAGAGGCUCUCAUGGAAAAGCCACGAUAAGUCUGGAAGACGACCUUGCCCAGGACAGUGGUUUUGUGUUGAGGACUAAGCCAGCAUUGACCGAGUGCUUCCUCUUUCCUACAGAGAAGAGCACAUUUGUGUCUCCAGUCUCUUCCAAUUUGAUUUCUAAGGCAAGCUUUGUUUCCAUCUGAAAAAUCAAGAAGUUUGGAGGACUUUUUUUUU
This is a messenger RNA of Peromyscus eremicus (cactus mouse), 2037 nucleotides long. RefSeq names its product VPS33A core subunit of CORVET and HOPS complexes (gene Vps33a). Lineage: Eukaryota; Metazoa; Chordata; Mammalia; Rodentia; Cricetidae. The transcript has 13 exons. Gene Ontology annotation, cellular component: CORVET complex; lysosome. Gene Ontology annotation, biological process: intracellular protein transport; vesicle-mediated transport. The record is from RefSeq and is a predicted model, not a curated record. The coding region runs from base 58 to 1854 and encodes 598 amino acids.